UGACGACGAUCAGUCAUGAGCGAUGCUGUGUUUAACCCGAGUUUAACGUUCAACGGUUAUCUCGCGCUGCAUUUGGUUCAAGUUCGUGAAAAAUCCAACAAUAUAAGAAAAAAAAAAAAAUAAAAAUCAAGUACUUUUCGUAGAAUGCGGCGAUAAUACAAGAUCGUUAAUUUCCAUUAACGUCGAAAUUUGCUCAUCGUCGAGAUUGUUGUUUCGCCAUGAUGAAGAUUUACGAGUGCCGUGUAUCGGACGCGAAAAUUAAGUUCUAUCUCAGACAACUGCUGACUGCUCUAGGACCGUUAAUGGGAAUUUCCGUGGCGGGUAUGGUGGGCAGUUACAGCGCGAUUCUCCUUCCGCAGUUGAAGACGAUAUCCACCUCCGGCUACGCGAAUGUAACGGAAAUUACGGACAACUUCGGAACGCUCACCGUCGACCAGGAGUCGUGGAUCGCGUCGUCCUCGAUCCUGCCGAUGAUUCCCGGAUGUUGGAUCGCCGGAUUUCUCGUCGAGAGAUUCGGCAGGAAGACAACCUUGUUGCUGCUGUUUCCCGUUCUGAUGGUCGCCUGGUUUCUCAUCGGCUUCGCCAACAGCGUGGAAGUGCUGAUCGCGGGCAGAGUGCUCACUGGAUUCUGCUCCGGCGUUCAGGCGCCGAUUUAUCCGAUCUACGUGAGCGAAACGACCGAUCCGCGAUUGCGUGGCAUUUUACUCGGAGCGAUCAACAUCACUCUCUCCAUCGGCGUGCUGGGGUGUCACGCGAUCGGCACCUGGUUCGACUGGCGCACCACCGCGUACAUCUGCGCCGGAAUGCCGGCGAUCUGUUGGUGCCUGUGCAUCUUCGCGCGGGAAAGUCCGAUGUGGUUGCUGAACAGAGGCAAGAUCGAGGAGGCCAGACGCACCUGGACACAUCUGCGCGGCGAGCGUGCGCUCGAUGAGUUCUCCCUCUUGGAAACCACCAGGCUCACGGAACUGUCAGCGAAGAAGAAGCGUUCGAUAUUGCGCUCUCUUAAAAAAACCUGGUCUUCGCGAUACUUUCUCAGACCUCUCGGCAUCGUCUGCGUGUACUUCUUCAUUUCUCAGUUCGUCGGCACUAACGUGAUGUCCUUCUACGCCAUCCAUGUGUUGUCCAAUCUCUCGGGUUCCACGCACGCGUAUCUGAUCAUGCUGGUCAUCGAUUCCAUUCGCUUGACACUCGCCGUCGUUAUGUGUUUCCUUUUGAAGAUGUGUCGCAGACGCGUUCUCACGUUCAUAUCCGGUUUUGGCGUGGCCGUCGUCAUGCUGUCCCUAAGCGCGUGCUUGGCCCACGACGUCGGACGACCUUGGCUCUCCGUGGUUCUCCUUCUCACGUACGUCGGCAUGCCGCCGUUGGGACUGACUGCCGUGUCCUGGCUGCUUUGCGGCGAGCUGUUCCCGCGCGAGUACCGCGGACUCGGAUCCGGAUUAACGUCCAGCUUCAACUUCGUCUGUCAGUUCGCGCUGAUCAAGAUGACGCCGGCCACGAUACAGAUCGCGGGACUCGAGGGUACGUUCGCUCUUUUCGGCAUCGUCGCGCUGGUCGGGACCACCGUUCUGUACUUCAUCCUUCCCGAGACCAAGAACAAGACUCUGCAGGAUAUUCACAUGUCCUUCGGCAAAACAUCGGGGCUGCAAAAAGCGGCCGUUUCGUUCCACGUGGAUGAGAAAGAAAAGCCGGAAAGUGAGGACGAGGCGCAAGAAAAAACGUUCGAUGAGUGACUGUUUCGUCCGAAAUAAAAUAAAAAAAAUAAAAAAAAUAAAAACGAGCAAAGAUCGCAGAGUGUAAUUUAUAUAGCUGUUUAUUUAUACUGAAUUAUAACUGAAUUAUAAAAACUUUAACAAAUUGAAUAAAUUCGCGAAUCUGAUCUUUCUCAGGCGCAAAAGAUGAUUUAAACUUCGGACGCGUAUUUAUUGCACUUGCGGUGCGUGUCUCUCUUGUUUCGUCGUCGUUUUCGCGAAAGCUGUGUAAUUUGCAAGGCAAAAAUUGGACGCGCGCAGCGUGAUUACCGCCUCCCUCACACGAGACGCGCGACGCCGACGACUGACGAUGAUGCGGACCGCAAACAAUUUCACAUCGGCCGUGAGUGACGACGCGACGCAUCCUUCGACCCCGGAUAGCGUUUUCGAAUACGCCGUAAAAUUAACCGAUGCGUCGAAAUAAUGACCUUGCGGCCGUCGUCGGGGCGUUGCGGCGGAGACCAAUAGAAAUUUAACUGCGCGAGAAAGAGAAAGAGAAAGAGAGAGAGAGAGAGCCUUGUCUGUGCACGACGCUCGAAACCGUAAAAUUGCGUUCUCACGUGAUUAUUGCUCGAACCACUUACCGCAGCCGAUGGAAAUUGCGGCCCUCUCCCGCCCCCCCCCCUCGUCCCACAGCGCGACGCUCGCGUGACGUUUUGCGGAUCGCGCAAUGACUUAGGCGCGUACGUUAAGUGAAAUAUGACGACGGUCGCUGUCGGGGUUAUUAAAAUGCGAGGAAUCCUGAUUUAUCGCCCUUCGCCGAGAUUUCGAGGUGAUAAAGAUAAAGAUUGCUUCCAGUUUCCCGGUUGAUGGAUGGAUCGACUGGCGGCUCGCGCGGAUAUUAAAGUCUUUCAAUACGCGAAUGACGCAUGUCGGUUUUAACCAACGUUAUUAUUUGCGUCGCGUAAAUCAUACACACACACAUACACGCGCACACACACAUUAUACGAAUAUCACGUUAAUGCUUAUAAAGUUUUGAUGCGAUAUCUAAUAAGUAAUUUUUAAUCCUAUCUUAUCGGAUGACCUUUUUAUGGGCGGCUUGUUAUUUCGUUCGUAAUCCGGGGAUGAAUCUUCAAGCCAUUUUUCCUCUUGAUACGAUUGCAAUCUCGGGAAGCAUCAAAGGCGGACGCCAUAAAGAAUCACGCUAAACUCCCGAACGCUUUUUUUUCUCAUUUUAAUUUCAUCCCCGAUCUCUUCUCUAACUCAUUACCCUCCUUUCUUCAACCUCGCUCUUGUUCGGCCUCGCUCGCUGAUUAUCGCGAGCACGCAAGGCGGUCGUUACGUACCCUUCGUUUCUCUUUUGCUCGAGUUAUUUUCGAUCACCACUCCUCUUCGCAAGGACUUGAUUUCCCGACGAAAUAUCGACAAAACGCGAUGACGAAAACGUCACUUACAUAUUAUAUGACAGCAUGUAAUUUCGUUUGAACAAUAAAAAGAAUAAAAAUCAA
Messenger RNA from Pseudomyrmex gracilis, 3196 nucleotides. RefSeq names its product facilitated trehalose transporter Tret1-2 homolog. Gene Ontology annotation, molecular function: transmembrane transporter activity. The transcript has a single exon. Gene Ontology annotation, biological process: transmembrane transport. Gene Ontology annotation, cellular component: membrane. Bases 219 to 1730 code for a protein of 503 amino acids. The record is from RefSeq and is a predicted model, not a curated record. NCBI's taxonomy places the organism in Eukaryota, Metazoa, Arthropoda, Insecta, Hymenoptera, Formicidae.